Messenger RNA from Nerophis ophidion (straightnose pipefish), 2266 nucleotides. RefSeq names its product neuroendocrine protein 7B2. Gene Ontology annotation, cellular component: secretory granule. The transcript has 6 exons. The record is from RefSeq and is a predicted model, not a curated record. Gene Ontology annotation, biological process: regulation of hormone secretion; neuropeptide signaling pathway. Lineage: Eukaryota; Metazoa; Chordata; Actinopteri; Syngnathiformes; Syngnathidae. Bases 142 to 810 code for a protein of 222 amino acids. Gene Ontology annotation, molecular function: enzyme regulator activity.
GUGGUCUCAAAUAAUUCACUUCCUGAUGGUUUAUUGAUAGUCGCUUUAUUUUUUAUUUUGAAAGCCGGAAACGCGGACAUUCGUUAUGCUUUUACCUUGAUGGACAUCGGUUUAGUCUGCAGCUCAUUUUAUUGACACAAGAUGACGGACAUGAGCUGGGCGGUGCGGUUAUCGCUGCUGGGGCUCCUGGUGGUCCCGCAGCUCGGCGGCGCUGCGGCCCGCAGUACCCCCGGGGCUGGCCAGGUGUCCGAGGCCGACAUCCAGCGUCUCCUGCACGGCGUCAUGGAGCAGCUGGGCAUCGCUCGGCCCAGGGUGGAGUAUCCAGCCCACCAGGCCACCAACAUCGUCGGUCCGCAGAGCAUACAGGGCGGUGCUCACGAGGGGCUGCAGCACCUUGGUCCUUACGGGAAUAUUCCCAACAUUGUCGCAGAGCUGGCAGGGGACAAUGUUCCCAAAGACUUCAGUGAUGAUCACAGCUACCCGGACCCCCCAAACCCUUGUCCCCUCGGAAAGACGGUAGCUGACGGGUGUAUGGAAAACGCUCCAGACACAGCCGAGUUCAGCCGGGAGUUCCAGAAGCACGGACACUUGUAUGAUCCGGGAAACCAGUACCCAGCUCUGAUGAAGUGGAAUAAGGAACUUCUGUACCAAAAACUGAAGGGCGGCGCAAAGCGGAGAAAAAGGAGCGUCAGCAACCCUUACCUGAUGGGCCAGAGGCUGGACAAUGUGGUGGCCAAGAAAUCUGUCCCCGACUUCUCGGAGGAAGAGGAGGCGUCGACCAUGCCUGCAAGCACCAAACCCACAAGUUAAAUUCAAAUAUAGUUUUGGUUACAAUUGAAGCAGUCCAAAAAAAUCUUUGAGAAUAAGGCAACGAGUUUAUUUUGAUCAUAUGUCAACUGGCUAGGUUAGAAUUUAUAUCAAAAAGUGUUUAUUCAUAAUGAUGGAGAUGAACAUAAAACCCUAUAAGCAGAUAUCUUGAAUAUAAACAGGGGUGUCCUGAUCCGAUAUUGAUAUCAGCAAUAAAUGGAAUAUCGGUCCGCGUGUAAAAUGCGCACAGCUGGGCAGCCAGUUAACGUCUAAACGUCCUCCAGUAAACACAAUUUGAGAUUUUUUCGGAUUUUAGUCAAGUCAUUUACAAAAGGUAAACAUGGUAGCCUAUAUGUUACUAGGAGGUAGCAGCUACACAACAGCUAAGCACACAAUAACAUGCAAGCUAGAUGUGCGAAAUGUGUUCUGUAUUUAACAAUAUUGCAGUCUAAAACAGAGCAUUUGUCAAUAUAAACAAGUACAAACUAAUUAUAGUUGAGUGUCACUUAUCAAGUCUCCAAGGCAGAUAUCAGAAAAUAUCCAGUAACAAACAUGUCAGCAUCAUUCAACUUUCAGCGUCAUGAGCUAAACAUAGGGUUGUGUUUCUCAAGUAUUUUCUGUUAGGUCGCCCUUUGGAUGAAGAAAACAUUCCGCGCUUGUAUCAUUUGUCUUUAAAAUUGCUGUAGGUACAUCUCAGCAUAACAUUGUAUUCUUAAUAACAUAAAAAAAUAUAUAUAUAUAGGUCAACGUGCAACACAUUUUAACUUUUUUGACAUUGUUUAAAAAAAAAGUAAUACUUAUUUAAACUAUACAUUUUCUAUGACCAUUUGAGCCAUUUGAUACUAAAAAAUAAAGUCAAUAAUUAAAAAAAAUAAAUUCACAUUAAUCCGGGUGUACAACUAACACAACACAUUUGUAAAACACCUUGCUGAUUUAAAAAAAUAAUCAAAACCAAAUAAUCUAAAGUCAGCAUUAAUGGCUACAACAAGCACGUUUAGCAGUGCACAGCUUUUUGAAGAAAGCGUGAUACUGAUAAAGCACGUGACCCCAAUGGCAUCCCACUUAAAUAAAUAUUGUGGCCAGUAGGUGUCGCCAAAAACAACACUUUAAUUUAAAGACAGCAUAAAUCAAUUCCUGCAUGGUUAAUAGUAAAUAUACUAGUGUUUUUCAUACCUACCAUUGUUUUGUGUGUAUAAUUACACUUAAACCUUUGUACAACUUUCCACACUACAAAAUACUACAUAAGAUUCCUGCUGAUGCCGAAUCGGAUCAGUAUCGGCCGUUACUGAGAGCUCCAACAGCGGUAUCGGAAGUGAAAAAUUUGUAUUGGGACACCCUUAAAUUGUACAGUAUAGAUUACUUCAACAGUGGCUGUAAAGAGAUUAAAAUACUCAUUUUGAUUAUGUGUUUGUCUUGAAAAAAGUUAUUACAAAGUAUAUUAAACCUUUGCAAAAUUAAA